Molecule: messenger RNA, 10109 nt
Organism: Oryctolagus cuniculus (rabbit)
Lineage: Eukaryota; Metazoa; Chordata; Mammalia; Lagomorpha; Leporidae
Source: RefSeq, a predicted model, not a curated record
GUUGGUAAAGGCGAGGCUCGCCUGCCUGCAAGACACACACCCGCGCGUGCACGCAAGCAGCCCCACCCAGGGAGGUGGCCGCAGCUGGGGUCGUGCGACCCCGCGCCUCCGCCCCCUACUAGCGCACCGUGGAGAGACUGCAGCAUCGCCGCCACGCGCCCCUCGCUGAUCCCCGCCCUGAGCCGCCUGCAGGGAGCAAGAGUGGAAGGAGCGAGCGAGGGGCGGGGACCCGGGCGCCGAGGGCGGGGUGGAGGAGAAAGAGCGGCGCCGCUGCUUCCCCGGGGCGCGCCCUGGAGGGAGGGGCGCAGGCUCAGUGCAGGCCCUCACCAGCCUUCGGGCAGCGCCCGUCUUCCCAAUUCCGCCGGCUCCGCUGGGCAAUCCUGGGGACCGGCGGCCGGUAGCGGCAGGCACCCGCGGAGCAACAGGAGCCCAGAGAAGGAGGAGGCGGCAGCGGCAGCCGAGAGGCCCGGAGCGAGGAAGGGGUCCCCGAAGCCCGCGCCCUCCCCUUGGGCCAGAGUCUGCAGGCCUCUCAUGUUAUGAGCUGAAGGAGAAAUAAAAUAUACAGGAUGAAAAGAUGGCAAUGUUGCCUCCCCCAGGACCUCAAAGCUUUGUCCGCUUCACAAAGCAGUCUCUUGCCCUCAUUGAACAGCGCAUUGCUGAAGGCAAAACCAAGGAACCCAAAGAGGAGAAGAAAGAUGACCAUGAUGAAGGGCCAAAGCCCAGCAGUGAUUUGGAAGCGGGCAAGCAGCUGCCCUUCAUCUAUGGCGACAUUCCUGCGGGCAUGGUGUCCGAGCCGCUGGAGGACCUGGACCCCUACUACGCUGACAAAAAGACUUUCAUAGUAUUGAACAAAGGAAAAGCAAUCUUCCGUUUCAAUGCCACACCUGCUUUGUACAUACUGUCACCUUUCAGUCCUCUAAGAAGAAUAUCUAUUAAGAUUUUAGUACACUCCUUAUUCAGCAUGCUUAUUAUGUGCACUAUUCUGACGAACUGCAUAUUUAUGACCAUGAAUAACCCGGCAGAGUGGACCAAAAAUGUAGAGUACACAUUUACUGGAAUAUAUACUUUUGAAUCACUUGUGAAAAUCUUUGCCAGAGGUUUUUGUGUAGGAGAAUUUACUUUCCUUCGUGACCCAUGGAACUGGCUGGAUUUUAUUGUCAUUGUUUUUGCAUAUGUGACAGAGUUUGUGGACCUGGGCAAUGUCUCAGCGUUGAGAACAUUCAGAGUUCUCCGAGCUUUGAAAACAAUUUCAGUCAUUCCAGGCCUGAAGACCAUCGUGGGGGCCCUGAUCCAGUCGGUGAAGAAGCUUUCUGACGUCAUGAUCCUGACUGUGUUCUGUCUGAGCGUGUUUGCUCUAAUAGGGCUGCAGCUGUUCAUGGGCCACCUGAAGCAUAAAUGUCUUCGGAAAAUAGAAAAUGAAACAUUAGAGAGUAUAAUGAGCAGCAUUGAGAGUGAAGAAGACUAUAAAAAGUAUUUUUAUUACUUGGAGGGAUCCAAAGAUGCUCUACUCUGUGGUUUCAGCACAGAUUCUGGUCAGUGUCCAGAAGGGUACUACUGUGUGAAAGCUGGCAGAAACCCUGACUAUGGCUAUACGAGCUUUGACACUUUCAGUUGGGCUUUCUUAGCCUUGUUUCGGCUAAUGACCCAGGAUUACUGGGAAAACCUGUACCAGCAGACACUGCGUGCUGCUGGCAAAACCUACAUGAUCUUCUUUGUUGUGGUGAUUUUCCUGGGCUCCUUUUAUCUAAUAAACUUGAUCCUGGCUGUGGUUGCCAUGGCCUAUGAAGAACAGAACCAGGCAAACAUCGAAGAAGCCAAGCAGAAGGAGUUAGAAUUUCAACAGAUGUUAGAUCGACUUAAAAAAGAACAAGAAGAAGCAGAGGCAAUUGCAGCGGCUGCAGCUGAAUAUACAAGCAUUGGGAGAAGCAGAAUCAUGGGCCUCUCGGAGAGUUCUUCAGAAACAUCCAAACUGAGUUCUAAAAGUGCUAAAGAAAGGAGAAACAGAAGAAAGAAAAAGAAUCAGAAGAAACUCUCCAGCGGGGAGGAAAAGGGAGAUGAUGAAAAGUUGUCCAAAUCAGAGUCAGAAGAGAGCAUCAGCAGGAAACAGUUUCACCUUGGUGUGGAAGGGCAUAGACUAGCACGUGAGAAAAGACUGUCUGCACCUAACCAGUCACCACUCAGCAUUCGUGGUUCAUUGUUUUCUGCAAGGCGCAGCAGCAGAACAAGUCUUUUCAGUUUCAAGGGUCGAGGAAAAGAUAUAGGAUCUGAGACUGAAUUUGCAGAUGAUGAGCACAGCAUUUUUGGAGACAAUGAGAGCAGAAGGGGCUCACUCUUCGUGCCCCAAAGACCCCAGGAGCGUCGCAGCAGUAACCUCAGCCAAGCCAGUAGGUCCCCCCCAAUGCUGCAGAUGAACGGGAAGAUGCACAGUGCCGUGGACUGCAAUGGUGUGGUCUCCCUGGUUGAUGGACCCUCAGCCCUCAUGCUCCCCAAUGGACAGCUUCUGCCAGAGGUGAUAAUAGAUAAGGCAACUUCUGAUGACAGCGGUACAACCCAAAUACGCAAAAAAAGGCGUUCCAGUUCCUAUCUCCUUUCAGAAGAUAUGCUGAAUGAUCCUCAUCUUAGACAAAGAGCUAUGAGUAGAGCAAGCAUACUAACAAACACUGUAGAAGAACUUGAAGAAUCUAGACAAAAAUGUCCAUCAUGGUGGUACAGAUUUGCACACACAUUCUUGAUCUGGAAUUGCUCUCCAUUUUGGAUAAAAUUCAAAAAGUUUAUCUAUAUUAUUGUAAUGGAUCCUUUUGUAGAUCUUGCAAUUACUAUUUGCAUUGUUUUGAACACAUUAUUUAUGGCCAUGGAGCACCAUCCAAUGACUGAAGAAUUCAAAAAUGUUCUGGUUGUGGGGAAUUUGGUCUUUACUGGAAUCUUUGCAGCUGAAAUGGUUUUAAAACUAAUUGCAAUGGAUCCGUAUGAGUAUUUCCAAGUAGGCUGGAAUGUUUUUGACAGUCUUAUUGUGACUCUAAGUUUAGUGGAGCUUUUUCUAGCAGAUGUGGAAGGAUUGUCUGUUCUGCGAUCAUUCAGAUUGCUCCGAGUGUUCAAGUUGGCAAAAUCGUGGCCAACACUGAACAUGCUGAUAAAGAUCAUUGGUAACUCAGUGGGGGCGCUGGGAAACCUCACAUUGGUAUUGGCCAUCAUCGUCUUCAUUUUUGCUGUGGUCGGCAUGCAGCUCUUUGGUAAAAGUUACAAGGAAUGUGUCUGCAAGAUCAAUGAUGACUGUUCUCUCCCACGAUGGCACAUGAAUGAUUUCUUUCACUCCUUCCUGAUCGUGUUCCGUGUCCUAUGUGGAGAGUGGAUAGAGACCAUGUGGGACUGUAUGGAAGUCGCUGGCCAAGCUAUGUGUCUUAUUGUUUACAUGAUGGUCAUGGUGAUUGGAAACUUAGUGGUACUGAAUCUCUUUCUGGCUUUAUUAUUAAGCUCAUUUAGUUCAGACAAUCUUUCAGCAAUUGAAGAAGACACUGAUGCAAACAAUCUCCAGAUUGCAGUGACCAGAAUUAAGAAGGGGAUAAAUUAUGUGAAACAAACGUUACGUGAACUUAUCCUAAAAGCAUUUUCCAAAAAGCCCAAGAUUUCCAAGGAGAUAAGACAAGCCGAAGAUCUAAAUAGUAAGAAGGAAAACUAUAUCUCUAACCGUACACUUGCUGAAAUGAGCAAAGAUUAUAACUUCCACAAGGAAAAAGAUAAAAUCAGUGGUUUUGGAAGUAGCAUGGACAAAUACUUGAUGGAAGAAAGUGAUCAUCAAUCAUUUAUCCAUAAUCCCAGCCUCACGGUGACAGUACCAAUUGCACCUGGGGAAUCUGAUUUGGAAAAUAUGAACACUGAGGAACUUAGCAGUGAUUCAGAGAGUGAAUACAGCAAAGAGAGAUUGAACCGAUCAAGUUCCUCAGAGUGCAGUACUGUUGAUAAUGCCCUUCCAGGAGAGGGAGAGGAAGCCGAGGCUGAACCUGUGAAUUCAGAUGAGCCAGAGGCCUGUUUUACAGAUGGCUGUGUACGGAGGUUCCCAUGCUGCCAAGUUAACAUAGAAUCAGGGAAAGGAAAAAUCUGGUGGAAUAUCAGGAAAACAUGCUACAGGAUAGUUGAACACAGUUGGUUUGAAAGCUUCAUUGUUCUCAUGAUCCUGCUCAGCAGUGGGGCUCUGGCUUUUGAAGAUAUAUAUAUUGAAAAGAAAAAGACCAUCAAGAUUAUCCUGGAAUAUGCUGACAAGAUAUUCACCUACAUCUUCAUUCUGGAAAUGCUUCUAAAAUGGGUGGCAUAUGGCUAUAAAACAUAUUUCACCAAUGCAUGGUGUUGGCUGGAUUUUCUAAUUGUUGAUGUUUCUUUGGUUACUUUAGUGGCAAACACACUUGGCUACUCAGACCUUGGCCCUAUUAAAUCCCUUCGGACUCUUCGAGCUUUGAGACCUCUAAGAGCGUUAUCAAGGUUUGAAGGAAUGAGGGUGGUUGUAAACGCACUCAUAGGAGCAAUUCCUUCCAUCAUGAAUGUGCUACUUGUAUGUCUUAUAUUCUGGCUAAUAUUUAGCAUCAUGGGAGUAAAUUUGUUUGCUGGCAAGUUUUAUCAGUGUGUUAACACCACAGAUGAUUCACGAUUUCCUACAAAACAAGUUUCAAAUCGUUCUGAGUGUUUUGCCCUUAUGAAUGGUAGUCAAAAUGUGAGGUGGAAAAACCUAAAAGUGAACUUCGAUAAUGUUGGACUUGGUUACCUAUCUCUGCUUCAAGUUGCAACAUUUAAAGGCUGGAUGGAUAUUAUGUAUGCAGCAGUUGAUUCUGUUAAUGUCGACCAACAGCCCAGUUAUGAACACAACCUCUACAUGUAUAUUUAUUUUGUCAUUUUUAUCAUCUUUGGGUCCUUCUUCACUUUGAAUUUGUUUAUUGGUGUAAUCAUUGAUAAUUUCAACCAACAAAAAAAGAAGCUUGGAGGUCAAGACAUUUUUAUGACAGAAGAACAGAAGAAAUACUAUAAUGCAAUGAAAAAGCUUGGGUCCAAGAAACCACAAAAGCCAAUUCCUCGACCAGGGAACAAAUUCCAAGGAUGUAUAUUUGACCUAGUAACAAACCAAGCUUUUGAUAUCACCAUUAUGAUUCUUAUCUGCCUCAACAUGGUAACCAUGAUGGUAGAAAAAGAAGGACAAAGUGACUAUAUGACUGAUGUUUUAUAUUGGAUAAAUGUGGUUUUUAUUAUCCUUUUCACUGGAGAAUGUGUGCUGAAACUGAUCUCCCUCAGACAUUACUACUUCACUAUAGGAUGGAACAUUUUUGAUUUUGUGGUUGUGAUUCUUUCCAUUGUAGGCAUGUUCUUGGCUGAGUUGAUAGAAACAUAUUUUGUGUCCCCUACUCUGUUCCGUGUGAUCCGCCUCGCCAGGAUUGGCCGAAUCCUUCGUCUGAUCAAAGGAGCAAAGGGGAUCCGCACAUUGCUCUUUGCUUUGAUGAUGUCCCUUCCUGCAUUGUUUAACAUUGGCCUCCUGCUCUUCCUGGUCAUGUUCAUCUAUGCCAUUUUUGGGAUGUCCAACUUUGCCUAUGUUAAAAAGGAAGCUGGAAUUAAUGACAUGUUCAACUUUGAGACCUUUGGCAACAGCAUGAUCUGCCUGUUCCAGAUUACCACCUCUGCUGGGUGGGACGGAUUGCUAGCACCUAUUCUCAAUAGUGCACCUCCUGACUGUGACCCCAAAAAAGUUCAUCCUGGAAGCUCCACUGAAGGAGACUGCGGUAGCCCAUCUGUUGGGAUUUUCUAUUUUGUCAGUUACAUCAUCAUAUCCUUCCUGGUGGUAGUGAACAUGUACAUCGCUGUCAUCCUGGAGAACUUCAGUGUUGCUACUGAGGAAAGUACUGAGCCCCUGAGUGAGGAUGACUUUGAGAUGUUUUAUGAAGUUUGGGAGAAGUUUGAUCCUGAUGCAACUCAGUUUAUAGAAUAUAGCAAACUCUCUGAUUUUGCAGCUGCCCUGGAUCCUCCUCUUCUCAUAGCAAAACCAAAUAAAGUACAGCUCAUUGCUAUGGAUCUGCCAAUGGUCAGUGGUGACCGCAUCCAUUGUCUUGACAUCUUAUUUGCUUUCACAAAGCGUGUUUUGGGUGAAAGUGGAGAGAUGGAUUCUCUUCGUUCACAAAUGGAGGAAAGAUUCAUGUCUGCAAAUCCUUCAAAAGUGUCCUAUGAACCAAUCACAACUACACUAAAACGAAAACAAGAGGAUGUGUCUGCCACUGUCAUUCAGCGUGCUUACAGACGUUAUCGCUUACGGCAAAAUGUCAAAAAUAUAUCAAGUAUAUACAUAAAAGAAGGAGACAAGGAUGAUGAUUUGCCCAAUAAAGGAGAUAUAGUUUUUGAUAAUGUUAAUAGCUCAAGUCCAGAAAAAACAGAUGCAACUGCUUCCACCAUCUCUCCACCUUCAUAUGAUAGUGUAACAAAACCAGACAAAGAGAAAUACGAAAAAGACAAAACAGAGAAGGAAGACAAAGGAAAAGAUGGCAAGGAAACCAAAAAAUAGAGUUUCAUUUUUGAAUACUGUUUACAGCCUAUGAAGGUGAUUUAUUUGUGUUAAUAGGACUUUUAAGAAGGUUUAUGCCAAAACUCUUUUUAUCAAGAUAUUUGCAAAAGCAGUGCAGUCACUAGCUCUGAUUCCCUUAGAUAGAAGGGCAGCAUUAGCAUAUUGCUAUUUUUGCACUGGUAAAUGAUUCUGUAAGAAGACUAAGAAUAACUCUGUUAUGAUUGAUUACAGCAUAUGAAGGUAAUGAUUUUUUAAAAAAUAAAUUAGAAUACCAUGCAGAAAAUUCUCACAUCUGCCUUGUACUCUUUUCACUGAUUGUCAUUAUUCAUGUUUCCCAUGUAAAUACAAAAGUCACAAGACAUGUGCACUAACACACAAAUAGGAAAAUAUUAUUUCAAAAUCAAUAAAAGUAUUUUGCCUUAGCUUUAGAAAUAAAUUACCUGAUAGACGAAAAGAACAUUGAUAAUGAAUGUUUAGUUGAAGAAAAUUAAUAGGAUAUUAGACUCCUUUAUCCAUGUAGACAGGCCAUUCUAUAUUUCAGGUGCUUAAAUUCAUUCUACAUUGCAUCAGAACCAAUUUUCAUGUGCCUAUAAAAUGCCAUGAGGUGAACAACAUACGUAGGCUAUUCACUUCUAAUGAUACUUUUCAUUCAUCUUUACUCAAAUACAUCUUAACUCACAGACUUAUCUUUUUAGUGUUGUGCUCCAUACCUUAUCAUGUUUAUAUCCCACUCUGUUCAUGUGACAACCAUAGAACUUGAAAACUCAGUAAUUCUUAAUAAUUGAAGUUAAAAACCAAUGGACAGAAGUUGUAUCUACUAUUAUUUAUAUAAUGUAACAUUGGACAAAUAAUGGCCCAACUCUAUCUCUUGACACAUCUAUUUCUUUUUCAUGCAGUUUUGUUUAGUCAUUCUUUAGCUCUAAGAAAAACUGAUACUGAUCUUCAGUGAAAUGCUUCCUGAUAAUCACUUAGUAAUUUGAGACCAUUGACCAUGUUUGAACAGAUAAUUACUUGGGCACUGUGUUCAUCUUAAACAUGUUUGAUAAAUUUCCAAAUCCUAAUACAUGGCAGGCUUCAACAUCAGUUUUCCAGCUAUUCAGUAUGAAUGAAAGAGAAUUCAAAUGGUGAUUCUUCUCAACUUGCUUGCACCUAAACUUUCCUAAAUUGUAAGAGUAAUUCCUUGGGAAAUCUAUUCAUCUAUUAAAAAAAAAGGAAAAAAUGACUUUCUUCUUAAUAUUCUAUUAUAUAAUGUAUAUUUUGCAUCCAUUAAUGAAAUAGCUCAGGCUUAUAAAUUACCAAACAUAUAUUCACUUUGAUCUAGAAGUUGUUAUCAUAAUAAGGAUUGGAAAACAUUUUUUUAAAAAUAUCCUUCUUAGCAAUAAUUUAAAAAUAAAUGGUCAUGAUGAAUUUUUUCACAUUUUCUCUAAAAAGUAUGUUUCUUUCUCCUAUCAAACUUAUGCAGUGACAAAAAUUCAGCUAUCUUUAUAGCAAAUAAUUUUAUUUAGAAAAUUUUAAGGGUAUUUUUGAACCAAAAUUAUAAGAAAAUUCAUUAAUUGGCUGUUAAAACCUAAAAAUAUAAAUUCUAUAAUAAGCAUGCAAAACAUUUUCUAUCCAGUUUUUAAAAAAGGGUGAUUUAAGCAUACUUAAAGAGAUAUGAGUAGAGAAUGAUACAUGGAGGAAGAUUAAAAGUUAAAACAAGGAACAAAGAAAAUACAUAGACACUUCCACAGAACUUUACACUUAGAAUGUUUUUUCAGUUGUGAUGUAGGAGAGGACUUCAAAAAGUUUAUAGAAAAUGGAACUUGAUAAUGCAUAUUUUCCAUGAACUUUCUGAGUAGCCUCAUAUUUUAGAAUAUUGAUAAAGGAGAUUAUCACUUCUAGACUUUUUUCCUAAGGUAUAUGAAAUAAAAUGUAGGGUCAUACUUUAUGUUUAAUUAUUCAUCUUAGCCUAUUUGAACUAAUUUUUAUGAAGGAUAACAAGUAGUGUUUUCCAAGAUUAUAUGGGGCAUUGCAUCAGAUACCUGCUACACCUUGAGAACAGAUUUUGGCAGUUUAUUUAUGGAACCAUCUGAAGUAUAUUACAUUUGGAAGAUAUUUAAACACAUUCAAUGAAGAAGUUAACAUCACCUGAAAUUUGAAUUCCAUCCAUUCUCAUUGUUUUGAGCCCAUAUAAAUAUAGCUACAUUAUGAAUAUUUUUAUAAUACAGCAUAAAAAGACCUCGGAUGGGCAGUUUUAUUUGUGAUUUAUUAAUAAUGCUUUCACAUUGACCAAUUUUUAUGUAAAAUAAAAUUUGCAAGUGGUUUGUCAACAAAAGUUUUAUUUGUAUUUCAAAAAUAUUGCAAAGUUGUUCUUCCUCCAUUUCAUGCUUAACUAUACUUUUUAAAUAUAGCUAGUUUAUUUAUAUAUCUUAUGUUAUAUAUAUAACAACUAGGUUGUAUAUAUACAAAAAUAUAUUUGUAUCUCAUAUAACCCAGAAAUGACAUUUUAUCAAAUAAAAAAAAUGUUUGGAACUAAGAGGUCAUUAAGUACAGUAUAAAUUUGAAGUAAAAUUAGACUUUUCUUUUCAUAUAGGUUACUUUUUGUACUAAUUAUGAAAUACUACCCUUCCAAAGGCACUGUCAUCCUAAUAUUUAUCACAUAAUCACUAAAUUUAUUUCACCUAAUGAUAUAGAAUGACAGAUUCACUGAAAAUUUUACAUUAGAAUAAAAUGGAAGGAAACAAAUACAAAUGGAUAAAAAUUAGAGAAAUUCAUUUAAUGUCUUUUAAUUUGCAAAAAAAAUUGACUUGUGGCAUAUUUCUAAACACUAAUUGUUGAAAAUAUCAAUCUAAAGUGUUUAGCAUGAUUUUCUAGAAUUUUGAUAGUUUUGUGUAAAAAAAGGAGGAAAUGUAUAUGUAAAUCAUGCAGUUCUGAAUAACAAUUUCAGAGAAAUGUAAUGGAAACAAUGAAAGGAAGGCCAGCUAAAUUAGGAUGGCCAAGUAAUUGGCCUGGGUUUAGAACCUAUGGGUAGAGGCCACCCAUUUUUUUAAUAUCUGUGGUUUAUUAUGCAAUUAUAUUCUUGAGGAAAAUAGUCAAGAAUUGCUUCAUGAAAAUAAAUUAAUAGCCAUGAGUAUAAUAAUGCUGUUUACACAAAAUUCUUUACACAUUUCAUAGAUCUAUGAAUGCUCAAAAUGUUUGUCAUAAUUUGUCAUAAUUAUAUGGUAAUUAUACCUGAGACUUGCACAUUGUAAUAGAAUCUAAAAAUAAAAGUCCUUAAAAAAACAUGUUUGCAUGUAUUUUCUGUUUCGGUGAAAAUCACCUUUAUAAGGGUAGAUUCAGUACAUCUCUAAUUGCAACUAAUGCCUCCCCCCAAAAAGCAUUCUUGGAUGACAAAGAUAACAAACAUCCAGCUCCAAAGCAACUCAUUGAAAUCUCAAACAGGAUAUGUACAGGUGAAGAAAAUUGAGAUAGGAGUGAAAACACACAAAUAGUUUGCUACUCAUUGGUGAAUUCUUCUUUGGGUAAUAGCAAUGAGAAAUAUGCAUUCAUAAUGGCCAAGAGCUGGGGUUCUGAAAUCAGAACUAUGUUUGUUUCCCAAUUA